AUGUCUAGAGCACCUUUCAGCGGAUUCAUGGGCGGCUCGCGCCAGGGUGGCGGCCAACAGCCCCCUCCUCCUCAACAACAGGGCUAUGGCGGUCCGCGAUACAACGAUCCUCGCCAGCAGCAGCCUCCCCCGAAUCAGCAAGGCGGUGGGGGUGGUGGUUACGCAGAGAAGCCUCGCGCCCGACAAGUCCAACUUCGGGUCGAGAAAGUCACAGACAAGUCCCUCCAAUCGAGGUUGAUCUACGGUAACCUGUGCGCUGUUUCUCCCGAAGACUUUCCUCCCAACCGCGAUGGAUCCGAUCUGUACAUCCUCCUCCGAGGAGGCCAACCCGUUGGCGAAUACGUCGUCACCGCAAAGCCCGUCCCCGGAUUUCCACAAGGCGGUAUCAGUCUGUCAGACCCCCAGCGAUCAUGGGCCGGCAUCACCAUGCGAGAUAUGUUUACCGGAGAGAUCUACGACCCUUUUACGGCUGGUGGGAAAGCUUACCUAGGCUCCGUCGACCUCGAAAUUGGCUUUGCUUCUCCCAACAAGAAGACCGACGUUCCCUACGAUGAGGACGAGCUAUCCAAGUUGUUCAUUGAUGCAUACCAGAACCAGGUGCUUUCACCUGGCCAGCGCAUUCUCAUGGACCACCGAAAUAUUCCUCUUCUAGUCAUUGUCAAGACAGUCUCUUUGACAGAUUUGGCCAUGUCUUCAGAUGACUCGUCAAAGAAGAUAUAUAGAGAGCCCCAAGCAAAGGGUAUCUUGACUACUCAAAGUCGGGUGCUCUUCCACCGUGAUGCAAAGGGUGGCUUCAACCUCAAGCCCUCAAUGCACAAGCCCAACUCCAAUGCCAUUCUUGCUCCUGACUUCAAGUUUGAGGACAUGGGUAUCGGUGGUUUGGAUGAUGAGUUUGCUACCAUCUUCCGCCGUGCAUUCGCUUCUCGUAUUUUCCCUCCUGGCCUGAUUGCCAAGAUGGGUAUUACUCACGUUAAGGGUUUGCUCCUGUACGGUCCUCCAGGAACUGGAAAGACGCUCAUUGCUCGGCAAAUUGGUAAGAUGCUUAAUGCCAAUCCACCCAAGGUCAUCAACGGUCCUGAGGUGCUCAACAAAUAUGUUGGUCAGUCUGAGGAGAACAUCCGAAAAUUGUUCGCGGAUGCAGAGAAGGAGUACAAGGAGAAGGGAGACGAGAGUAGUCUACACAUUAUCAUCUUUGACGAGCUUGACGCUGUGUGUAAACAGCGAGGCUCUGGAUCUGGAGGCGGUACCGGUGUUGGCGACAGUGUGGUGAACCAACUUCUCGCCAAGCUUGAUGGUGUGGACCAACUUAACAACAUUCUCCUGAUCGGAAUGACCAAUCGAAAGGACAUGAUCGACGAUGCUCUGCUACGACCUGGACGUCUAGAGGUGCAUCUCGAGAUCUCACUUCCUGACGAGGCGGGUCGACUCGAUAUUCUCAAGAUUCACACUGCUAAGAUGGCUUCCAAUGGUCUACUGGACUCCAGCAUUAACUUGGAGGAGCUGGCUGGUUUGACUAAGAACUUUUCGGGUGCUGAGAUCAGUGGUCUGGUCAAGGCAGCAGCAUCUUGCGCAUUUUCUCGACACACCGAAGUUGGUCAGCUUGCGGCAGUGAAGCAGGAUGUUGCAAGCAUGAACGUAAACCGCGAAGAUUUCAUGGUGGCGCUUACUGAGGUUCGACCUGCGUACGGUGUCUCAGAGGCCGAGCUAAUGGAGGCUCUCCGUCUGGGCAUUAUUCCUUAUGCUCCUCACAUUAACACGACCAUUCAGCAGAUGUCUCGUGUUGUAGGCAUGGUCAAGGAGGACCCGAACAAGUUCAGCACAUCUGUUCUUUUCCACGGCCCCAUGGGAUCUGGCAAGACAGCUCUCGCUGCACACAUUGCAUUGCAGUCAGGUUUCCCGUUCGUCAAGAUGGUUUCCCCGUCAGACCUCGUCGGUUACCGCGACGAUUUUGCCAAGAAGGACUACAUUCACAAGGCUUUUACAGACGCAUACAAGUCGCCUGCUAGUAUUUUGAUUCUGGACGACUUUGAGCGCUUGAUCGGAUGGAACCCUAUUGGACCCCGUUUCUCAAACACUAUGCUUGAAGCAUUGACGACUUUGAUCGUCUCCAGGCCUCCCAAGGGACAUCGUCUGCUUGUUUUUGUAACAACUUCAAAGGCAUCUGUACUCCGAAUGCUCGAGAUUGAUAACGACUUCGCAAAGAAGGUAGCUGUGCCUGGAGUGUCUAACCUCCGCGAGUUGGGUACAGUGCUGCAGGAGAUGGACAAUGAGUUCAGCUCCAACGAUAUCAACUCAGUAAUCAACGAAAUCGGUCAUCAGACGGGCUCAGACAACGUUGGAGUGGGUAUCAAGACGGUCCUGGAUUGUGUCUUUGAGGCCAAGCGCGACCCUGAAGGUCGGGUCACAGAAGCAUUCACGGAACUACUAGUGGGAAAGAUCAAUGAGUUAAGAGCUUAG
Messenger RNA from Fusarium sp. VM40, 2457 nucleotides. NCBI's taxonomy places the organism in Eukaryota, Fungi, Ascomycota, Sordariomycetes, Hypocreales, Nectriaceae. The record is from the annotation of a GenBank genome assembly.